Frieseomelitta varia is the source of this 2314-nucleotide messenger RNA. RefSeq names its product modular serine protease-like. Bases 164 to 2131 code for a protein of 655 amino acids. NCBI's taxonomy places the organism in Eukaryota, Metazoa, Arthropoda, Insecta, Hymenoptera, Apidae. Gene Ontology annotation, molecular function: serine-type endopeptidase activity; protein binding. The record is from RefSeq and is a predicted model, not a curated record. The transcript is spliced from 8 exons. Gene Ontology annotation, biological process: proteolysis.
AUAGUGCGUAUACAUCCGCGUAUUUUCCUAACUCUCACAAACACACAAACAGAUAAGAAUACUUGUUGCAUCAAACGGGUUAUUCCAGAUUGAUUCAGGAUCAGCGAACAAUCAACAACUGAACUGAAGAGCUGAAAGAAUCUUUUUCGUAAUUUUCUUUAUUAUGAAAAAUACGAAAAUUAUUAUUUUAACAAUUAUAUUCGGCUUGAUAGAACGUGGAUGUACACAAUGUGGAACAGAAAAAUUUCAAUGUAAAAAUGGAGAUUGUAUAAAAAGUGAAUUAUUAUGUGAUGGAUCAGCAGAUUGUAAAGAUAAAUCUGAUGAAACAGUAGUAGAAUGUACUAAACCUGAAAUUAUAUGUCAGAGGCUUGCAUUUCGUUGUUCUUAUGGUGCAUGCAUAGAUGGAGAUAAAACGUGCAAUGGUGAACAAGACUGUAUUGACAACAGUGAUGAAACAUUACCCACAUGUAGAAGUGUUUCCUUUAAUACAUCUUCAUUUAAUUCAUGUGGGAAAAAUCAAUUUAAAUGUGAUGAUGGACAAUGUAUUGCUGAAAGUGGUUUAUGUGAUGGUAAAAUAGACUGUAUAGACAAUUCAGAUGAAACAAUUUUUAAAUGUAGUACAAUUACAUGUCCACAAUAUUUGUUUCGUUGUACGUAUGGAGCCUGUAUUGAUGGAGAUUUAAAAUGCAAUGGAGUUACAAAUUGUGCAGAUGGUUCAGAUGAAGAUCCUAAAAUAUGCAGAAAUACAUCUGAAAAAUCAUCUACUACUAUCAGGCCAACAAUAAGGCCUUCUACAUCUAGUCCUAUUACUCCGGGUUCUAUAUCUUGUACUGCACCACCAAAACCAGAAAAUGGUUAUUGGAAAUUAGACCAAUCAUAUUGGCGUAAUGGAAAAGAUAAAAUAUGUGACAACUGUGAUGUUCCACAAGGUACAAAAUUAGCACCUGGGCAAGAAUUAAUAUAUGGAUGCAAUUCCGGUUAUAAGUUAACUAGCAGUGCUUCAGUGUUUUGUAACAGUCAAGGUCAAUGGAUAAACAUUCCAGAAUGUAAAGAAAUACGUUGUAAAGGAUUAAUAUCAUCUUCCAGGAGUGUUGAAUGUAUGCAUAAUGGUAAAUAUGUGCCAUGUUCUGAUGUUGUUCCUGGGACAACAGCAAAAUUAAAAUGCCGUGAUGGUUAUCACAUAGAGAAAGGCUCUACAUUAUUUGAUGUUAGAUGUAAUGAAACAGGUGGAUGGUUUCCAGAGCCAAUACAAUGUGUUCCAGCAUGUGGUAUUCAACCUUUAAAUUUCGUACCAGCUAUUGUAAAUGGAACAAGACCUGAUGUUUUUGAAUUCCCAUGGCAUGCCUCACUCUACCGAGCGAUGAACUCCACUGCACCAAAAGAAUUUAUCUGUGGUGCAACUAUUAUUCAUGAAAGACUUCUAGUUACAGCAGCGCAUUGUGUUUUUGAUGAAUCUGGAAUAACUCCAAAAGUAUAUGAUGCAUCAAAAUUUCACAUAGCUGCAGGCAAUAUUUUUAGAAAUUAUGAUUCUCCUCUUCAUGAAGACACAGUAGUGCAAAAAGCACAGGUGAAACAUAUAUACUAUAUUUGUGAAUAUAAUGGAUAUAAAGGAAAUUAUGCUGAUGACAUAGCUGUGUUGGAAAUUAAAGAUACAUUUAAUUUUUCUAGUAUAUUACUACCUGUAUGUUUAGAUGACUAUGGAUGGAUUUCAUUAGAGGAUGGGUUGUUUGGAAAAGUUGCAGGGUUUGGAAGGACUGCUUUUGGAAUCUCCAGUCUUAUUAUACAAAAAAUUGAAGUGCCAUUUAUUCCUUUUGAACGGUGCAAAACUUUAAGUAGUACUUAUGAUACACGACAUUUUAUUACAACUGAUAAGUUUUGUGCAGGUUAUACGAAUGGUUCAGCAGUUUGUGAGGGCGACAGUGGUGGCGGAUUGGUCUUUAACAACAGUGGAUUAUGGUAUUUAAAAGGCAUUGUUAGUGUUGGUCUUGGUACAAAACAAGAAGGAGGAAAUCUAGUCUGUGAUAAUUAUGCAUAUUCUUUAUAUACUAAAAUUUCCAGUCAUAUGUCAUGGAUUCAAAAUAUUAUUUUCAAGAUAGACAAACCAUCAUUAUUAAAUCGGUGUCCAUCAUAAUUGAAAUGCUCAAUGAUUAAUUUAAAAAAUUAUAAUUUAUCUACCAGUAAUUUUUAUUACAAAAAAUUGAGAUUGAAAGGGAUUGAGAUUGAGAAUCUACUUAUCUUUUCCAACACAACAUACAUUGGUGAAAUUUUAUAUUUAUUUUUAUAUAUGUAAUGUGUAUUUUUUACAUUAAUCACC